Molecule: messenger RNA, 969 nt
Organism: Torulaspora delbrueckii
Lineage: Eukaryota; Fungi; Ascomycota; Saccharomycetes; Saccharomycetales; Saccharomycetaceae
Gene: RFC4
Product: replication factor C subunit 4
Exons: 1
Coding region: 1-969 (322 amino acids)
Biological process (GO): DNA-templated DNA replication; DNA repair
Cellular component (GO): DNA replication factor C complex; Elg1 RFC-like complex; Rad17 RFC-like complex
Molecular function (GO): ATP binding; DNA binding; DNA clamp loader activity
Source: RefSeq, a predicted model, not a curated record
AUGAUGUCUAGACCUCAAUUGACCUUGCAACUUCCGUGGGUAGAGAAAUAUCGUCCUGAGAAGUUGAAGGAUAUAGUUGGUAAUGAGGAAACCGUCGAAAGAUUGGAGCAAAUUGCAAAAGAUGGUAAUAUGCCCCAUAUGAUUAUAUCAGGCCUUCCUGGUAUUGGUAAGACUACGUCGGUUCAUUGUCUUGCGCAUGAACUUUUGGGGAAAUCGUAUUCGCAGGCAGUGUUGGAACUCAAUGCUUCUGAUGACAGAGGUAUUGACGUUGUGAGAAAUCAGAUCAAGCAUUUCGCACAAAAGAAGUGCCACUUGCCACCGGGAAAGCACAAGAUUAUUAUCCUUGAUGAAGCUGAUUCGAUGACAGCUGGUGCUCAGCAGGCUUUAAGGAGAACCAUGGAACUAUAUUCCAACACCACACGAUUCGCGUUUGCCUGCAAUCAGAGCAAUAAGAUCAUUGAACCUUUGCAAAGUAGAUGCGCAAUCUUACGAUACUCCAAACUAUCCGAUGAACAGGUCUUGAAGAGACUUAUGGAGAUCAUAAAGGCUGAAAAUGUGUCUUUUACAAAUGAUGGACUGGAAGCUAUCAUCUUUACCGCAGAGGGAGAUAUGAGACAGGCUAUUAAUAAUUUACAAAGUACCGUGGCUGGUCAUGGUCUAGUUAGUGGUGACAACGUCUUUAAGAUUGUAGACUCACCGCAUCCUUUGAUUGUCAAGAAAAUGUUACUUGCAGAUACACUGGAAGAAUCUAUAUCACAUUUGAAGAACGAUCUUUGGGAUAAAGGAUACUCUGCUGUCGAUAUUGUCACGACUUCCUUUCGUGUUACUAAGUCAUUGUAUCAAGUGAAAGAAGCUCAGAGAUUGGAGAUGAUCAAAGAGAUAGGUAUAACACACAUGAGAAUACUCGAAGGUGUGGGUACCUAUUUGCAGCUGGCGAGCUUAUUAGCCAGAAUACAUAGACUAAGAUAA